Doryrhamphus excisus (bluestripe pipefish) is the source of this 3822-nucleotide messenger RNA. It is a transcript of the gene shpk, whose product is annotated as sedoheptulokinase. Gene Ontology annotation, molecular function: sedoheptulokinase activity. Gene Ontology annotation, biological process: glycerol metabolic process; phosphorylation; cellular response to lipopolysaccharide. Lineage: Eukaryota; Metazoa; Chordata; Actinopteri; Syngnathiformes; Syngnathidae. The record is from RefSeq and is a predicted model, not a curated record. Gene Ontology annotation, cellular component: cytosol.
GGAAGAAAUCAAUAUAAUAUUUGUCAACUGCCAGAAAAGCGUAUAUAAAUGAUCCACCUCUUGUAUAAUACUGUGCUGACGAAUUAUAUUUUUGCGCACUGUUGUAUUUCACUUGAAUGCAGCACGAGAACGCGGAAAUGUGCCAAGUGGAGCGCCGGUAACAUUGUUCAAUUUGUUACAUUUAUCGUCCAAUCGACUUCGCGAUCACGAAUGAUUAUUCACUCCUGUCACGUAACAAGUCUACAAGUGGGAGGCAUAUUAUUGUUGUUAUGAUAUAUAAUAGAUGUAGUAAGACAGCAAUGGAGUACCGAAUAGUUCCAGAGGGUGACAGUAAUGUACAAGCACAUUUCGGUGGCCACGCAGAGUUGUUAAAGAAUAUUUUAAAUGCAUAGCGUUACGUAAUGGUUACGCAACUAUGUACUAGUAAUGUAAGUGCGUCAUAAUAUGUAGAAUACCUAAAAUAUUUAUUUAAUUGCUAUUGUAAACGAGGCCACUGUAACAGUAGGAAUAGUUUUUGUUGUUUGUGUUUCACACGGGCAUAUUGAGGUGACGGACGGAAAUUCAGCGUUAGGCUGUGGAUGUGUACCCAUAAUGUGUACACAGUGGGGAAAAAAGACAAAGUGAGAAAGAAUAAUGCUUUAUCGCCCAGUUUGUAGAGUCAGGAGACAGAACAAACUGACACAGCUACGUACUUACAAUUUUACUUAUGCCGACUGGGAGCGGUCCGUUAGUGCGUUCCAAUUCGAAGUAUGGCACAAUGCAAUGAGCCGCCAGUACCCGGAUGUUGUACUCGCCACACUGGCAAGGUAGCAAUUCACAGUUCAAAAUAAACAAAGUGCACAUAGUGUACAUGUUGAUGUGUACUGAAGUGCGCCAGGUGAAACACAGUCUACAGUAGGUGGCGUAAAGUCACAGUUGCAACCCCCCAGUAAACCAAAGAAGAAGCAAGCGUUCCGAAACAGACGCGUCCCUCCCAAGUAGUCAUGUCUUCUUACAUUCUGGGGUUGGAUCUGGGCACCACCUCGGUUAAAGCGGUUUUAUUAGAACGGAAGUCCAGGGCUGUUAUUGCAAGUCAGAGUUUACCAUCUGCUUCUGAUGUAGCCGAUUGUAGUGGACUACAAGCCAAGGAGCAAGACACGAUCCGGAUUAUUGACUGUCUGAACCGGUGCAUCGGGCUGCUGCCAAGGGACAAGCUGCAGCAUGUGGACAGGAUUGGGGUAUCGGGACAGAUGCACGGUGUUUUAUUUUGGAAAGCCAAGAGUGGUUGCAAUUGGUCCAGCGGCAACUUCUUUACAGCCCAUGACACCAGCCGGCUGAUCACCUGGCAAGAUGGCCGCUGCAGCAACAAAUUCCUGUCUUCCCUCCCGAAACCGGACUCGCAUCUCAGCGUAGCCACAGGAUUUGGCUGUGCAACCAUCUUCUGGUAUAUGAAGCACAGGCCCGAGUUCCUGAAAGACUUCACAGUUGCGGGUACCAUCCAUGACUAUGUGGUGUCCAUGCUGUGCGGCUUGGAGACAUGUCUGAUGACGCCUCAGAAUGCAGCCAGCUGGGGUUUCUACAACACGUCUACCUGCCUGUGGAACGUUGAUAUUCUGAAAGCCGCCGGCUUCCCUUUGCACCUUCUACCUCAGUGUGUCCCCUCCGGUGAGCUGGCGGGCCAAACGUGCUCCGACUGGCACGGCAUCCCUGCUGGUACGCCAGUAGGUGCCGCCCUCGGAGACUUCCAGUGCGCCGUCUACUCCUGCCUGAGUGCACAGACAGACGCAGUUCUCAACAUCAGCACCUCCGCCCAGCUGACCUUCGCCAUGCCAGCUGACUUCAGACCUCCCGACUCUCCUCAGCCGGACUCCUCCACCACCUUCUUCCCGUACUUUGGCUCCUCCUACUUGGCGGUGGCGGCGUCACUCAACGGAGGCAAUGUGCUGGCUGCUUUUGUGGACACGCUCGCUGGUUGGAUGAAAGAGUUUGGUGUGGAGGUGAGCGAGGAGUCGCUAUACGAGAAGAUGAUUGGGUGCGCCCUGAAGCAAGAAAGCAGCGAUCUCCGAGUGAGUCCAACCAUCCUGGGAGAGAGACACGACCCUUUCAGUCUGGGUCAGGUGACCAACAUCUCUGCCUCCAACCUCUCCCUGGGUCAUGUGACCCGGGCGCUGUGCCGCGGCGUGGUAGACAACCUCACCUCCAUGAUGCCCGCCGAGCGUCUGCGGCGGGCGGGGGUGAGCAGGAUUGUGGGCAGCGGGAGCGCCCUGGCGCGGAACCAGGUGCUCAGACAGGAAGUGGAAAAAGCCUUCAUGCAGUCGGUGAUCUACGGACAAAAUGCCGACUCCGCCGUCGGCGUGGCGUUGGUCUUCUGUGACCGACUCGGAUCUGCUGAGGCUUCCUGUCCUGGGCUGAAAUGACUUUUGGAUGAAAGGAUGCCAAUUUGAUAUUUAGUAAAGAUAAGCCAAGACGGCUGUGGAAGGAUAGAAGGAUAUAUGUCAGGAAAUCUCACUUGUUUAAAAAAAAAAAAAAGCUUCGUCUUGGCUCUUUUUUCUCCAAUUUAAUUGUCAAAUUUCUGGAUUUCACUUCUCCACAACCAUUUUACACAACUUUAUUGUCUUUCUUUGUUGUUUUAUCUCAUUUUAAAGAGUUGAUGAAUGAGGAAAAGGAGAGAGAAGGAAGAGUAGAAGAGGUGUCUGCCGUGGACCAGGAAGUAGCAAAGAUUGGUAAACAGGAAGUGAGAAGAGCAUUGAAAAGGAUGGAAAGGCCCUUGGUCCUGAUGGUCUACCUGUGGAGGUAUGGAAGUGUCUAGGAGAGGCAGCAGUACGAUUCCUGACUGGAUUGUUUAAUAAGAUCUUAGGUGGUGAGAAGAUGCCUCAGGAAUGGAGGAGAAGUGUGUUGGUGGCCAUUUUUAAGAACAAGGGUGAUGUGCAGAGCUGUGGCAACUCCAGAUGUAUAAAGCUAAUGAGCCAUACCAUGAAGUUAUGGGAAAGACUAGCUGAAGAGGAAUGAAGAUUAGCCACAACAAGACGGAGUAUAUGUGUGGGAAUGAGAGGGACCCAAGUGGAAGAGUGAGGUUCCAGGGAGAAGAGAUACAGAAGGUGGAGAAUUUGAAGUACUUGGGGCCAAGGAGAGAAAAAGAAGAGUGUGCAGGCAGGAUGGAACAGGUGGAGGAAAGUGUCAGGCGUGAUGUGAUAGAAGAGUUUCAGCUAAAAUGAAAGGAAAGGUAUACAAAACUGGUAAGACCAGCCAUGUUGUUUGGUCUAGAGACAGGAAGCAGAACUGGAGGUAGCAGAGAUGAGGAUGCUGAGCUUCUCAUUGGGAGUGACCAGGAUGGAUAGGAUCAGGAAGGAUUACAUCAGAGGGACAUUACAUGUCAUCGGCCAGACUGAGAUGGUUGGGACAUGUCCAGAGGAGAGAUAGUGAAUAUAUUGGUAGAAGGAUGCUGCCAGGUAGGAGGCGUAGAGAGAGAGAGAUGCAGAAGAAGGGUUGGAUGGAGGAGAUUGGUUUCCUGUGGCGACUCCUUGAAGGGAAAAGUCCAAAGAGAAAAAAAAGGACAAAAAAUAAAAGAUGUAUAUGUCUGAUGCUAUCAUCCUCCUAUAGCUGGUCUCAAAUCCUUUUCAGACAAGAAGUGGCAUGUUGUCACACAAAUGAAGUGAAACUGAACAAAUGGGAAGUCCUUAAAAAAGAACAAGGUUGUAACUAUGGAAACAGAAAACACAUGUUAAAUUAUUUAUACUCUUUCUUGACUCAGGCAUAGUAUUAAGGCCACAGGGAAAAACAAAAAAAAUCCUAAAUAAAAUGUAUAAGGAAAAUCAGGAAAUAAAUGCAAUCAUACAUUUAUGA